AUGCAGAGUAUUCUUCUUCUAAAGGAUAAAUCCCGAAAUGAUAACCCAAACAACACAGCUUAUAUGGAUCCAUAUGAAAAAGAGUUAUCAAUGAUAAACUGUUCAUCAGUCUUUGUUCCAGUGCUGGAACACGCUUUGCUCAACAUACCUCGAUUAUCAGAUUUACUCAAAGAAGGAUCAAAAUCAAAAUAUUGGGGAGCGAUAGUGACUAGUCAACGAGCGGUCGAGGCACUGAGGACAGCUUGGAAUGAGGUCGUAUCUGAACUUACCGCGGACACGAUUAUGCGAUGGAAAAAUAUUCCGUUUUUUGUAGUCGGUAAAGCAACCGCAAGGGCAGUAUCCGAACUCAAUUUUACACCAGUUGGAGCCGAGCAUUCAGGCAAUGCGGACCUCUUGGCUGACUAUAUCGUAUCAUAUUAUGCUCAAAACAAGCUCGACUUGGAGAAUCAGUCGACAAAAUUGUUAUUUCUCGUCGGUGACAAACGAAGAGACGCAAUACCAAAACGAAUGUUACGGGAAGGAAUAGGCGUUGAUGAGUUGUUAGUUUAUGAAACUCGACCCAAUGAACAAUUCGAGGCUCUGCUGAAAGAUGCCUUGGAUAACGGCAGACCGUUCGAUUGGGUUGUAUUUUUCAGUCCAUCUGGGGUGGAUAUAACAAUUGAGUGCUUGCGUAAAUGGAAGGUGAUACCCAAUGCUAAACUGGCAACCAUUGGACCUACAACAGCUCAUCAUUUACAAGGACGGGUGCAGAUAAGGGUAAAUGCUGUCGCUGAAAAACCUGAUGCUGCGAGUCUAGCCAAAGCAAUUGAUGGGUGUAUUCGAUAA
Paraglomus occultum is the source of this 825-nucleotide messenger RNA. Lineage: Eukaryota; Fungi; Glomeromycota; Glomeromycetes; Paraglomerales; Paraglomeraceae. The record is from the annotation of a GenBank genome assembly.